Molecule: messenger RNA, 2883 nt
Organism: Populus euphratica (Euphrates poplar)
Lineage: Eukaryota; Viridiplantae; Streptophyta; Magnoliopsida; Malpighiales; Salicaceae
Product: G-type lectin S-receptor-like serine/threonine-protein kinase At4g27290
Exons: 6
Coding region: 178-2604 (808 amino acids)
Biological process (GO): protein phosphorylation; recognition of pollen
Molecular function (GO): ATP binding; protein serine/threonine kinase activity
Source: RefSeq, a predicted model, not a curated record
ACUUUUCCGGCCGUGAUAGAUGGUUCUUAUGGUUAUUGACGAACGGUAGCCAAUGUUUACCGAAGCUACAUGGAGUCAAUAUCUUUGGAAACCGUCUUCACAUUAGACCAGCAGCUUGUACUAACAACAAUACAUUUUUCUGCGUGAUCAAACCAGAACAUUUAUGAAAACUCUUGAAUGGGAGCUUUUUCAGUGCUGUUUGCAUGCUCGUUCUUAUUCUCUAUUUUAAUCGACUCCGCCACAUCAAACAUAAUCUACCCAAGCCAAUCCAUAAGAGAUGGUGCAAGUGCAACUCUCCUUUCAACCGGGGGAAACUUUGAACUAGGAUUUUUCAGCCCUGGAAAUUCAACAAAACGUUACUUGGGAAUAUGGUAUACGAAGUCUCCUCGUACAGUUACAUGGGUAGCAAACAGAGAAGUUCCACUUUCCAAUACUCAGGGGGCUCUGAAUCUAAGCAGCAAAGGGAUACUUGUCCUGUACAGUAGUACAAAUGAUAUUGUUUGGUCAUCGAAUUCACCAAGAACUGCAGAGGAUUCAGUUGCAGAGCUCUUGGAGACAGGUAAUCUUGUUGUGAGAGAAGGGAAUGACAGUAAUCCCGACAACUUUCUGUGGCAGAGUUUUGGCCAUCCAGGUGAUACCUUAAUAUUAGGAAUGAAAUUGGGGAGCAAUUUCGUAACAAAGAUUGACGAGUUUUUAUCAUCUUGGAAGAGUGCUGAAGAUCCUGCUCGAGGUGAAUAUUCUUUCAUUAUAGAUACUCAUGGGUAUCCCCAGCUACUUCUGAAGAGGGGAAACAUUACUCUGUUUAGAGCGGGGCCUUGGAAUGGCAUAAAAUUCAUAUCAAAUCCUAGACCGAUACCUAUUUCCAAUGAAUUUGUUUUCAACAGCAAAGAGGUUUAUUUCCAGUUUGGAAUCCAAAAAUCAGUCCUUUCAAGGCUCACACUCAGUCCAUCAGGCCUUCCACAGAGCUUCACAUGGAAUGACCGAACAAAAGAUUGGGUGAUUACUGACGUUGGCCAGUUUGAUCAGUGUGAAAAUUAUGCCUUUUGUGGUCCAAAUACUCGCUGUGAGAUGAGUAGAUCUCCUAUAUGUGCAUGCUUGGAUGGAUUCAUUCCCAAGUCUCCAGCAGAUUGGAACUUUUCAGAUUGGUCAGAUGGGUGUAUCCGGAGAACUCCGCUAGAAUGCAGCGACAAAGUUGGCUUUCGUAAAUAUCCAGGGAUGAAAUUUCCCGACACAUCGUCUUCCUGGUACGACAAGAGCAUCAGUCUCAAGGAAUGUGAGGUAUUAUGUUUGAAGAACUGCUCCUGCACUGCUUAUGCAAAUUUAGAUAUCAGGCAAGGUGGAAGUGGAUGCCUGAUCUGGUUUGGUGACCUGAUUGAUACAAGAAGGUCAACUGGGGAUGGACAAGACCUUUUUGUUAGGAUGAAUGCUUCAGAAUUGGGUGUACCUACGAAAAAGAGGACAUUUAGUAAGAAGCUAGCAGGAAUAGUAUCCAGCGCUAUAGUAUCAGGCAUUGGCAUGAUAAUGUUAGGAUUCAUCAUUUCCAUGCGGAAGUGGAAUCUUAGAAAGAAAAAUCACUGUGAAGAAAGGGAGCAAGAUAUGGAAUUGCCAAUCUUUGAAAUGAGUACUAUAGCACAUGCCACCGAUGCUUUUUCAAACAGCAAGAAACUUGGAGAAGGUGGUUUUGGACCCGUAUACAAGGGAAUACUCAUAGGAGGGCAACAAAUAGCAGUGAAAAGGCUUUCAAAGAGUUCAGGCCAAGGAUUGGAUGAGUUCAAAAAUGAAGUUAUGUUAAUUGCUAAACUUCAGCACCGCAGUCUUGUAAAGCUUCUGGGUUGUUGCAUUCAUGAAGAUGAAAGAAUGUUAAUUUACGAAUACAUGCCCAACAAAAGCUUGGACUCCUUUAUUUUUGACCAAACAGGAAGGAAACUACUUGAUUGGAGUCAGCGUAUCAACAUUAUAGGUGGAAUUGCUCGAGGGCUUCUUUAUCUGCAUCAAGACUCUAGACUUAGAAUCAUCCACAGAGAUAUCAAAGCCAGCAACAUUUUACUGGAUGAUGAGCUAAACCCAAAAAUUUCUGACUUUGGCCUUGCUAGAAUGUUCGGUGGAGAUCAAACAGAGGCCAAAACUAGUAGGAUAGUUGGAACAUAUGGCUACAUGUCUCCCGAGUAUGCAUCGAAUGGAUACUUUUCAGUGAAAUCUGACGCUUUUAGCUUCGGUGUUCUAGUCCUCGAGAUCGUGAGCGGAAAGAAAAAUAGGGGAUUUCGUCACCUGGACCCCAACCUUAACCUUCUUGGACAUGCGUGGAUGCUUUGGAUUAAAGGGACACCAUUUGAGCUGAUUGAUGAAUGUUUGAUUGAGUCGUGCAAUUUAUCUGAAGUGCUAAGAUGCAUUCAUGUGGCUUUAUUAUGUGUGCAACAACGCCCGGAAGAUAGGCCAAACAUGUCAGCUGUGGUUCUAAUAUUAGGAAGUGAGAUUCCAUUGCCGCAGCCUAAACAACCUGGUUUUUUUAUGGGGGAGAAUCCACAUGAACAGAGCACUUCCUCAAACAAGCAUGUAACUUAUUCAGGUGACGAGGUUAGUUUGAUCUCAUUAGAUCCCCGGUAGCCUAUCAUUGCAUAACUGCAGAAGGAAAAAGAUUUCUGAUCAAACAGUUGGUUUCUCGAAAAUUCCACCAUUCCGGUACAGAGUCUAUGGAAGCAGAAUCAGGGCUAACAAUGCCAGCCAAGUUGCCAGCCAACCACUGCUGAUCAUUUGUAGGAUCAUACGCUUUGGAUCAAAUUUGUCUCUCUGCUUUGGAUAUGAUGCUACUUAUUGCCCCCACCUUGUGAGGAUCAUGGUGCUAUGAAUAUGUUUUAUUAAUAAUUAAAGUAUUAAUUUAUUAUG